UUGAGUCUUUUUUUUAUUCAGAGGAUUGCUAAUUCACACGAGAUUUCCACGUCAAUGAUUUUAAGCGAGUUUUCUCGCUGCAGCUCAGCUUUAGUCGUUCCCGGGCCUCUCGGAGCUGUGGACGCUAAUGAUGUAACCAGCUCAGGGCGAGCUCCGUCAGUUUGCAGUGGCUGCUUUGAAAGCCAAGCCGGAUAGCCGGUUUCUCGGGCUCGCUUCAAGUGAUGUCAUCCAACUCCAGCCAGGCGAGGGAGAGCCUCGCUGCAACGCUACCCUGGACAGCGCCGGCCACCGCUGCUGCUGCCAGUCUCGGCAACACGCAGGCGGAAAAGUAACGUACACUUCAGCUCCAGUGUCUCCUGAAACAAGCAAGACCAAUGGACAUUAAGCAAGCAUUCUCCAAUGGGGCAGUGGCGCCUAAUGCAGUGAUUAUCUAAUGCUCCAACCAAAGCAAUCUCUAACGUGCAGUUCAGCCGGUAUAUUGUUGGGCAUUUCCAAUGCAUUUUCUUCGAAGUGCAUAAAUAUAGAUUUCUAGCCUUUAGGCUGGAUUUAUGGAGCGGGGUACUACCUAUGGAUGAACUGUCAGUACACUCUCCCGAUCACAUUGUACGAAGUAGAGGGAGUCCUGAGCACACCGUGUAUCUUUGGACAUUGGAUAGAUUUCCGAUUCAUGCUUGAAAAAAUUAUUGUUUCGCGUGUUUGAUCUUGAAUGCAACCGUAACGUGAGAGCGAACUGGGGCCAGUACCUGAUCUGAGGAUUAUUGGAAACUGAAUGAUCUCUGCAACGAGCGAUGGCAAAUGAACCAGUCAUUCUCAAUGUUUACGAUAUGUAUUGGAUUAACGAGUACACAUCCACACUUGGAAUAGGAGUUUUUCAUUCGGGUAUUGAACUAUACGGAAGAGAGUAUGCCUAUGGAGGACACCCGUACUCUUUCAGUGGAAUCUUCGAGAUCACACCUGGAAAUGCUGCAGAAUUGGGGGAGACAUUUAAAUUCAAAGAGGCCAUUGCCCUUGGCACCACAGACUUCACAGAGGAAGAUGUUGACAAAAUUAUUGAAGAGCUUGGGAAGGAGUUCAAGGGCAAUGCUUACCAUCUCAUGCACAAGAACUGCAACCACUUCUCUGCAGGCCUGGCAGAGAUCCUGUGUGGUAAGGAGAUCCCUCGCUGGGUGAAUCGGUUGGCUUACUUCAGUUCCUGUAUCCCGUUCCUCCAGAGUUGUCUCCCCAAGGAAUGGCUCACGCCCGCAGCUCUCCAGAGCCACAUCAGCAGCCAGGGCUUAAACAAGGACGAUCAGAGUGACACAGGAGACGAUGACUCCCCGUCCACCUCAGCCUCUGCAACCACCUCAGGAUCUACCAGGACCUGCAGACACACCAGAGUCUAAACAUGUCUCUGAACUGUAACUUCUCUGACCCUUUUCCAGUUUUUCAUAUCUGUUUUUGUAGACUUUCUGUGAUAAGCUUUACAGCCUAGGUCUGAUACCAAGUCAAAACCCAAUGAGAGGCAUAAAACAAUGGUUUGGAAUGAUAACUGAGUGAUCAUCAAGAGCUUAACUCCCAGGGGACCUGGGUUGACAAGAAGAUGGUAUCGGAGCCUAUUUCCCAUUCGAUAUUCCAGAUUCUUUUUUAGAAUACCUCUUGUGCACAUUUCACACUGACAACCAACCGUUUACAUAUGCUGGAAACUGCAAGAACAUCUGGUGUGGACUGCACUUGUCUGCGCAGUGAAUACGUCCACGCAGUGUUAGUAAAUAACAUCAAAAAGGAAAUAUAUUUAUAAGAACAAUUUGACUUGGAAACAGGACAGCAUUGACCUCAUACGGAUUUUCUUUUGCCAAAUUUUGCUUUAUGAUGUUGUAAUGAGCUCCAGUCCAGCACACAGAGGAAGGGGCACAAGGAAUAGAUACUGUUGUGCAGGCACUGAGAAUCUAAAUUGAUAUGAGGGGCAGAUGGACAGUAGAGAGCACUGCACUGGUGUAUGGACUGUAUGCACCAUACUAAGUGGAAGUGCCUGUAAUGGUACAUUAGCAGUGGGGGACUGGUCUGGCAUCGUGACAGUAGCUGUGAUUAUGUAGACACACUGUACUGACUCUAGGACACAUGGCUCAGGCAUCUCGAUGGCAGGGAGAAUGAUCCCAGCCGGUCAGGAAGGAGAGCUGCACUGACAUAUUCAGAUUAAAGAAUGUUCUACCAGCACACUGAAAAUGCAGGCACCAUGUUGGCGCAGGACUGUUGAUUGGACCAUUUUGGCAACACACAGAGCAAGGGACAUGGAUUUGGCAUGCAGGCAGUAAAUGAGGUUGUGCUGGCUCAAUAGGCCACUGCACAGGCAAACCAACAGUAGGAAAUAGUUGUGACACAGUCGGCAAUGCUGUAGCACUGGCAACAGGCAAACACUGGGAGAAUUCAGGCAAAGGAUUCAACGGCAUGGUGCAAUGCGUGGAAGGUGGAGGGGUGAUAUUGCCGCAGAGAUAGCCGAUGGGGUCUGUACAGGAACGCAGGCAGCACCUAGACCACAGGGAUCUCCAUGGGGUAAUGCAUCGCCAUACAGACUAGACAGGCACUGCACUGCCACAGUGAUGGUAGGAGAGGCACUGCACUGCUAUGAAGACCGAAGAUAAAGCACUCCAGUACCACACAGACAGUAGGAGGAGGUCCACGCUGCCACACAGCAGAAGGACCAAGGUUGUGCUGCCACACAGUUGUCAGGGAGGUCACUGUACUGGUGGACUAAGAGCAGGAGGGCACUGUAAUACUUCACCAAUAGAAGGAGAGAGAAGAGGCACCAUAUUGCCUCAAAACACACACACACACACAUAGUAGAAAGGCCAACAUAUAGACAGGAGGUGCUGAUGUGCUGAAAUUCAAUUUUUCUUGACAAUUUAGAUCUAAAAGUGUUAAAUGGAAAGCCUCAGAUCCGAUGAAAAAUAACACAUACCUUAGUCAAUGGACUGGAGAUUGUAGUGACCUUGUGAAUCAGUUAUACCAGAGUAAUUCAUUCGCAGUGAACACUGGCAUGGUGAAUUUCUGCAUUUCAAUCUUGACAUCUUGUGAUUUGCUUUGAAUAUUAGCAGUUUUGCAUUAA
Molecule: messenger RNA, 3082 nt
Organism: Mobula hypostoma (lesser devil ray)
Lineage: Eukaryota; Metazoa; Chordata; Chondrichthyes; Myliobatiformes; Myliobatidae
Product: deubiquitinase DESI2
Exons: 5
Coding region: 789-1382 (197 amino acids)
Biological process (GO): protein deubiquitination
Molecular function (GO): deubiquitinase activity
Source: RefSeq, a predicted model, not a curated record